Cordyceps fumosorosea ARSEF 2679 is the source of this 858-nucleotide messenger RNA. RefSeq names its product CAP domain protein. Gene Ontology annotation, cellular component: extracellular region. The transcript has 2 exons. Bases 1 to 858 code for a protein of 285 amino acids. The record is from RefSeq and is a predicted model, not a curated record. NCBI's taxonomy places the organism in Eukaryota, Fungi, Ascomycota, Sordariomycetes, Hypocreales, Cordycipitaceae.
AUGCACGCCAACGUCUUCUCCAAGGCUGCCAUCCUGGCGAUGGCUGCAGUGGCUUCCACCGCUCCUGUCUCGGCAGGGGAGGGCGACGUUGAAGCCCGCCAGCAGGGCAACUUCGUCAACUUCUUUGACGGUCAGAAUGAUUUCUUCAAGAAGCAAAUCUUCGACGAGCAGCCAGACGACUUCAAGAGGCCGGGGUUCGACCGGCCCCCCAAGAGGCCAGUCUUCGACGGCCCUCCUCAGGACGGGCCCAAGAAGCCGACCCCUGGCGGUCCCAAGGAGAAGCCCGCUCCCGAGGCUCCCAAGGAGAAGCCCGCUCCCGAAGCUCCCAAGGAGAAGCCCGCUCCCGAAGCUCCCAAGCCGAAGCCGGCCCCCGAGGCCCCCAAGGAGAAGCCGGCCCCCGGAGGCGACUUCAAGAAGCAGAUCCUUGAUGCGCAGAACUGGUACCGCGCGCAGCACUCUGCCCCGCCUCUGGAGUGGGACGACAAGCUGGCCCAGAACGCGCAGGCUUGGGCCUCAAAGUGCUCUGAGAACCCCCGUCACCAGCCCAGCCAGCCUCACGGUGAGAACAUUGCCUGGGGCACCGGCGAGCGUCAGGCUGGUUUCUGGGCCAAUCUUUGGGGCAACGAGCGUGUCAAGUACAGCUUCGACGCACCCAGCUUCACUGGCGAAACCGGCCACUUCACGCAGCUCGUGUGGAAGUCUACCACCAAGGUGGGCUGCGCCGAGGCCAAGUGCAACUACGGAACCAACGUCGUCUGCGAGUACGACCCCGCGGGCAACGUGAUGGGCGGAUCCAACUUCAAGAACAACGUCCUUCCGCAGACCUCGGGCAAGGUCAGCGACCAGUACCCCGUCUAA